AUGAAUCCAUCGUCCUCAGAGUCUGCUAGUGAUGACAAAGUACCAACGAUCUUGAUCGUGUCAUGGACCUUGACAGUUCUAAUGAUAGUCGUGGUGACGGACCGCAUCUACAUCCGAGCAGGCUUGCUGCACCAUCUUGGGGUAGACGACUGGCUGAUUGUAUUUUCGCUGCUUAUGGGACUCGUAUGCUGCAUCUUCACGACCAUCAACGUCAGACUCAGCUUCGGAAAGCACGCGUGGUUGUUGAGUGCCGCCAUACUAGCGGUGACCGCGAUGCUGAAUCGGAUCCUGAAUGCCAGCCACAUUCAACCGAUCAUAUCUGGAGUAUGCAUCAUCAUUCUGUUCACCAUGGGCGACCUACCUCGGGCUCUGUGGCAGACCAGCCUUGUCGCGGAGGGCAAAGCUACCUGCAAGAAUUUGUGGAUGUUGAUUGACUACGCCAUCUUUACUGGAGCUCUAUCCGGAUUUGUCGAUCUAGUCCUCGUGAACUAUUCCAGCACCGUGCUGAUGAAGUCUCAUAUGUCGCUGCGCAAACGCCUGACGCUAUGCGCAGCGUUAGGCCUCGGCUCGGGGUAUGUUCGGCAUUCGUUCGCUAGACAGGGCAUCGAGUCCAGCGUCGGGAUCAUCGCUCCUUGUAUACCCACGCUUCAGCCACUGCUUGAUCUAAUGCUUGGCAACCGCACUGCGAGCUCAUACAACAGCAGUCGCAAGGGGUCCAAUUUGCCGGAGUAUUCCCAUGGGAGCCAUAGCAAGAGCUUAAAAUUAAGGAAGAUGGAUUUUGCUGUUGCAACCGCCGAAAGCCAGAAGAAUAUCCUCUCUCAUGCAAAGGGGAGAGGGGGGUCAUAUGCUGGUGAUCAUUCGGCGGACGGAUGCCGUGACCGUUGA
Molecule: messenger RNA, 885 nt
Organism: Aspergillus fijiensis CBS 313.89
Lineage: Eukaryota; Fungi; Ascomycota; Eurotiomycetes; Eurotiales; Aspergillaceae
Exons: 6
Coding region: 1-885 (294 amino acids)
Source: RefSeq, a predicted model, not a curated record